This is a messenger RNA of Pteronotus mesoamericanus, 1971 nucleotides long. RefSeq names its product zinc finger protein 830 (gene ZNF830). Lineage: Eukaryota; Metazoa; Chordata; Mammalia; Chiroptera; Mormoopidae. The transcript has a single exon. The record is from RefSeq and is a predicted model, not a curated record. Gene Ontology annotation, biological process: mitotic DNA replication checkpoint signaling; mitotic DNA damage checkpoint signaling; nuclear DNA replication. Gene Ontology annotation, molecular function: nucleic acid binding; zinc ion binding. Gene Ontology annotation, cellular component: spliceosomal complex; nucleus. Bases 10 to 1113 code for a protein of 367 amino acids.
GUCGCAAAGAUGGCGUCGUCCGCCUCGGCUCGGCCUUCGGCCGGGAAGCGAGUGGUGAGUCAGGAUGAACUGCGGCGGCUGAUGAAGGAGAAGCAGCGUCUGAGCACCAACAGGAAACGUAUAGAAUCUCCGUUUGCCAAGUACAACCGUUUGGGGCAGCUGAGCUGUGCACUGUGUAACACCCCGGUUAAGAGCGAGCUCCUGUGGCAGACUCACGUCCUGGGAAAGCUGCACCGGGAGAAAGUGGCCGAGCUGAAAGGCGCAAAGGAGGCCAGCCAGGGGCCGUCCGCCAGCGCGGUGCCUCAGUCUGCCAAGAGGAAGGCGCCGGACGCAGAGGGCCAAGAGGCUAAGAGAGCGAAGGGCUCCCAGGUGCCCCACGUACAGCCCUCCACGUCCACUUUGCUCACCAGCGUUGACAGAGCAGGAAAGGAGCCCGCCAGAGCGACCCUUGGUAAGACUCCGGGACUUGGUUUGCUCCCUGAUUAUGAAGACGAGGAGGAGGAGGAGGGAGAAGAGAGACCAGAGGGGGACGCCAGCAAGCAGCCGCCCGACGUCCAGGGCAAGGAACACUCGCUUCCCUCCUCGCGGGACGCAACAAGUGGUAUGCUGCCCAGCGAUUUCUCGAAUACCAACCCUCCCAAGGCCCCUCUGGUUCCUCAUUCGGGGUCCAUUGAGAAAGCAGAAAUACACGAAAAAGUGGUGGAAAGGAAAGAAAAUACUGCCGAAGCAUUGCCGGAAGGGUUUUUUGACGACCCUGAGGUAGACGCGAGGGUACGAAAGGUUGAUGCCCCGAAGGAUCAGAUGGACAAAGAGUGGGACGAAUUUCAAAAGGCCAUGAGACAGGUCAACACUAUUUCCGAAGCCAUAGUUGCUGAAGAGGAUGAGGAGGGACGGCUGGACCGGCAGAUUGGGGAGAUCGACGAGCAGAUAGAGUGUUACCGUCGGGUGGAAAAACUGCGGAACCGCCAGGACGAAUUGAAAAAUAAGCUUAAAGAAGUCCUGACCAUCAAAGAACUGCAGAAAAAGGAAGAGGAGAAUGUUGACAGCGACGAUGAGGGGGAACUACAGGAUUUGUUGUCUCAGGAUUGGAGGGUGAAAGGGGCUUUGUUAUAGGUUUUCAAGGACCCGGUGUUUCUGACACCGUCUGCGAUUGUACAGAAAGUGCUCUCAUCGUGUGAUAGCGGUUACUUCACGCUUGGACUAGGUCUCUGUGGAACAAUAUCAGCCUGUGAAAAUAGCACUUUGGCAAGUUGGUUUAAAAUAUUUUUGAGGUAAAGCUGUUUUGAAAUUUUUUAAGUAUUAAAAAUGCCAACUUUUUCACAUAUUUAUGGAUUGAAAUACAUAAUUUGGGAUUGGAAAAAUCUAAGCUGUAAAUAUUGUAUAUAGUUAAAUACAUAUUUCCUUAGUAGUUCCAUUUUGAAAUUUAUAAAUUAAUAGAAAACCCACAGACAAGCUUUUAGAUGAAUACCAAGUGUAUUGGGGUAUAUAUGCCUUUUUCUUUUCUGACCCCUAGAUCAAACUCAAGAUGGUGGGAAAGCUUUGGGUUUUUGUUUUUAAGAACACUGUUCAUAGAUUGAUAAACCAUUCAGAGUUAAUCAGUUCUCUCUGUAUUCUGUUUCCCUUUCAAAAACAUACUGUAGGAGAACAUGGUAAAAAUAUAUGCCAAACACGACCAGCCUCCUUAACCCAAAGUUUCUCUUGAUUAAACCAAAGAUUCUUGGAUGUAGGUGCACAUGAAGGUCACCUACAGAGCCUUUAAAAAGAUGCACGUGAAUCAACUCUGAAGCUUUUUAAAAAAUUCACGUGCCCAAGCCCUACUAUUAGAUUCAAUAAAUCUGGAGUUGGGCCCAGGCAUCUGAGUUACUUUUAGAAGCUUCCCAGUUUAUUCUAAUUACACCAAAGUUGGAGAGCCACUGCCCUAAAUCCAGAACCCAUUUGUGUUUUUCAAGCUUUUUAUUUUUUAAAUAACGC